Molecule: messenger RNA, 3297 nt
Organism: Juglans regia (Persian walnut)
Lineage: Eukaryota; Viridiplantae; Streptophyta; Magnoliopsida; Fagales; Juglandaceae
Product: leishmanolysin-like peptidase
Exons: 17
Coding region: 395-2977 (860 amino acids)
Biological process (GO): proteolysis; cell adhesion
Cellular component (GO): cytoplasm; membrane
Molecular function (GO): metalloendopeptidase activity
Source: RefSeq, a predicted model, not a curated record
GUCCCUCAGACGGGCCCCUUGCUCAUCUUCUCCCAUCUCAGAAAGCAAACACGUACAAAUCACUGACAAUCUCUUCGGCAUUUUCCAUUUUACUCCUCCAGCCAUUGUCAGCUACUCGAUUUGGAACAAAUUCUCCGGAAUCAGCACUUUGGGAUCAGAAGGACUCGCUCUCUUUCACUCUCCGAAUCAUCUCUUUUGGUGCUUUCAGAUCAGGAUCUCACUUAUACCCGCACGGCGCAAAAAGGGUCUUCCUUCCUCUCUUGUCUGUGUGCACAAAGAGCAUUGGAAAUGCAGGCAAGCCAGUGAUUUUUCUGGGUUUUAAAGCCUAUCGGAAUGUCGCCAGAGAUUUGAUGGAAUCGGAGCUCUUGGUUGGUGCUUUCUCUGUUUUCAUUUCAUGGAGCUAAUGGUUCGUUGUAGUCCGUGUAAAGUACCCAGAUUUCUUUCUAAGCUUCGGUUCGCCGUCGUUAUUUUCGAGAUUAUAUUGAUAUUGGUACUGUUGGGAGCUACAAGUGGAAAAUCCCUAGGCCAUCAACUGCAAUGGCAAGGUCCAGGACGGGAAGGUGAUAGUAACAUUGUUGCACACUCUUGCAUCCAUGACCAGAUAAUUGAACAAAGAAGGCGAACUGGGCACAAGGUGUAUUCUGUUACCCCGCAACAUUAUAAAGAGUCUGAUAUCUCAAAACUGCUUUACCAUAAAGGUAGGGCAUUGCUUGGUGUCUCCAACUUCUUGGAGCAACUAAAGGAUGCUAAGCAACCCAUAAGAAUAUAUCUAAAUUAUGAUGCUGUUGGUCACUCGCCUGAAAGAGAUUGUCGACGGGUUGGAGACAUUGUAAAGGUUGGUGAGCCUCCUGUGACCUCUCUUCCUGACUCUCCUUCUUGCAAUCCUCAUGGUGAUCCUCCAAUUUUUGGUGACUGCUGGUAUAACUGCACGUUGGAUGAUAUCUCUGGGGAGGAAAAAAGGGCUCGCCUUCACAAGGCUUUGGGUCAAACAGCAGACUGGUUCAGGAGAGCCCUGUCUGUUGAGCCUGUGAAAGGAAACCUGAGGUUAAGUGGAUAUUCUGCAUGUGGACAAGAUGGAGGGGUACAGCUCCCACGUGAAUAUGUUGAAGAUGGUGUAGCUGAUGCUGACUUGGUUCUUUUGGUUACAACAAGACCUACCACUGGCAACACUCUUGCAUGGGCAGUGGCAUGUGAACGUGAUCAAUGGGGCCGUGCAAUUGCUGGGCAUGUGAAUGUUGCUCCACGCCAUUUGACAGCUGAAGCAGAGACCUUACUUUCAGCUACUCUCAUACAUGAGGUCAUGCAUGUUCUCGGUUUUGAUCCCCAUGCCUUUUCGCAUUUUCGAGAUGAGAGGAAAAGACGGCGUAGUCAGGUCACGAAGCAAGUUAUGGAUGAAAAGCUUGGUCGGAUAGUGACACGUGUGGUGCUUCCACAUGUUGUCAUGCACUCCCGAUAUCAUUAUGGGGCUUUCUCUGAUAACUUUACUGGGUUAGAGCUAGAAGAUGGAGGAGGACGUGGCACAUCAGGAUCUCAUUGGGAAAAAAGGCUUCUGAUGAAUGAAAUUAUGACGGGGUCAGUCGAUACAAGAUCAGUAGUUUCAAAAAUGACGCUUGCUUUACUAGAAGAUAGUGGGUGGUACCAGGCUAAUUACACUAUGGCAGACCAUCUGGACUGGGGUUAUAACCAAGGAACUGAAUUUGUUACCUUGUCUUGCAAUCUCUGGAAGGGGGCAUACCAUUGUAACACGACCCAGUCGUCUGGCUGUACAUAUAACAGGGAGGCUGAGGGUUACUGCCCAAUUGUAAGUUACAGUGGAGACCUCCCUCAGUGGGCACGUUAUUUUCAACUGGCUAACAAAGGAGGGCAGUCCUCAUUGGCUGAUUAUUGUACGUACUUUGUAGCUUAUUCUGAUGGAUCAUGUACAGACACGAACAGUGCUCGAGCACCAGACAGAAUGUUGGGUGAAGUGCGAGGCAGUAGCUCUAGGUGUAUGUCCUCAUCAUUAGUACGUACGGGCUUUGUACGCGGUUCUAUAACCCAAGGAAAUGGUUGUUAUCAACACAGGUGCAUUAAUAACUCUCUUGAGGUUGCUGUUGAUGGUAUGUGGAAAGUAUGUCCUGAAGGUGGUGGGCCAAUUCAGUACCCCGGCUUUAAUGGUGAAUUGAUAUGCCCUGAAUACCAUGAGCUCUGUAGCACAGGCCCGGUUCUUGGAUCAGGUCAUUGUCCUGAUUCUUGUCAUUUCAAUGGAGACUGUGUUGAUGGAAGGUGCCGUUGCUUUCUAGGAUUUCAUGGUCAUGACUGUAGUAAACGCUCCUGCCCCGGCAAUUGUAAUGGACAUGGCCAAUGCCUCUCUAAUGGGAUUUGUGAAUGUGAAAAUGACUACACUGGUGUUGACUGCUCCACAGCCAUUUGCAAUGAACAAUGUAGUCUUCAUGGAGGAGUCUGUGAUAAUGGAGUAUGUGAAUUCCGUUGUUCAGACUAUGCAGGCUACACAUGCCAGAACAGCUCCAUGCUCACCUCUAGUCUUCUAGUUUGCAAAAAUGUGCUGGAAAGUGAUCUAGCUGGGCAACAUUGUGCACCCAGUGAACCAAGCAUACUGCAGCAACUAGAAGAAGUAGUUGUCAUGCCCAACUACCAUCGUUUGUUCCCAGGUGGUGCCAGGAAGUUAUUUAAUUUCUUCAGCAGUAGCUACUGUGAUGCAGCAGCUAAGCGCCUUGCAUGUUGGAUCUCAAUCCAGAAGUGCGACAAGGAUGGAGACAACAGGCUUCGGGUCUGCCAUUCAGCAUGUCAGUCGUAUAAUUUAGCUUGUGGAGCUUCACUUGACUGCUCAGACCAGACCCUCUUCAGCAGUGAUGGGGAAACUGAGGGGCAGUGCACAGGGUCCAGUGAAAUGAAACUCUCAUUACUUGAUCGGAUGCUGAGUAUUUUCUAUCUCAGCAAUAGUUCCUGGAAAGGAAUGUCUGUAAAAAGUAGGUAGCUUUAGUAUUUUAUUUUUUGGGGGGGCUUAAUCUUUUUCGUUGUGUUUGUUGUUUUAUCCAGAUUGGCUUGUAAUUGUAUGGGGGGUUUAUUAUAGGGAAAAUGGCAUGUAAUGCACCAGCCUUAGAUGUAGGGUUUCCUUUCACAUAGCCCAAAAAUAUUAAGAAAGUUGGGUGGGUAGUUAAAGGUUACUGAGCCUAGGUUUUCAGAGCUUUGUAAUCUGAAAGCCGCUCGUAGAGAGUCCAGGAAAAAAAAAUGUUGAGUGAACAGAGCUUCGGCCGAAGGCCUUAGAAGAAGUAAAGAAAAGCUUCAUUUUUUUCA